AUGGGUGUUCAGGGCUUGACGACCUUCUUAAAGAACCACCAGAUGAUUUACCGGGAGGUCCAAUUCAGGAGGAGCCGGCUGGUGAUUGACGGCUGCAACCUGAAUUACCUGCUGUACUUCAGUUCAGGUCUGGAUGAGAAUCAUGGUGGGGAGUAUGCUGCCUAUAGGAACCUGAUUGAGAAUUUCAUCACAGCUCUCAGAACCUGUGAGAUCACUCCAUAUGUGGUUCUGGAUGGAGGUUCUGAUGUAACUGAUAAAAAGGUGGAAACAGUCGCAAAGAGGUCUGAAGAUCGGGUCCAGAGAGCACAUCAAGCAGCAGUCAGCGGAAAACAGAUGAGGAUUCUCCCUCGAAUGGCUGAGUUGGUCUUCAAACAGACGUUGGCCCGGCUGGAGGUUCCGGUGGCCCAAUGUUAUGAGGAAGCUGACCAAGAGAUAGCGGCCCUGGCCGCUGAAUGGCAGUGCCCGGUUCUUUCCAACGACAGUGACUUCUACAUCUUCAACCUACCAGCUGGUUUUCUGCCCAUCUCUGGUUUCCAGUGGAAGGAGGUGAAACAGAGCGGUUCUCAGAGCUACAUCUCCUGUAGGAGAUACUACACCUCCAGCUUCUGUGCCUCCUUUGGACUCCAGCACCAGCUCAUGCCGACCUUUGCCGCCUUGGCUGGUAACGACUAUGUGAAGCUGAGAGGGAUCAACUGGGUUCAGUUUGUCCCAGCAGGCAGGGAGACCUCCAGCCGCCUGGAGGGGCUGGUCUGCUGGCUGAAGAAGUUCCAGGACCCUCAGGAUGCCUUGGAGGCAGCACUGGUCCUGAUGGGAGAACUGAGCGAGAAGAAGAAGAAGGAGGUCCUGCAAACACUACAUCUGGGGAUGGAGGACUAUCAGCCAUGUCGGAGCUCUCUGAGCAGGUUCUUCCUUCAUGGAGCACCGCCUCAGUUCCCAGCACUGGAAGAGGAAGCUGACCUCAUUCCAAACUGGAUGUUGCUGCCUCUGACUCAAGCCCGGCUUUUUCCAUAUGUCCUGGAUGUGCUGCGGCUCCAGACGAUAGGUCUCGGUGGUGCCGUUGAGCCUCAAGAUUCACCCAGCACCAACCUGACCUCCAGUUUGCUCCGACAGGUUAUGUACGGGCUGCUGCUGGGCAGUAGGAAGUCCAUUCAAGUGGACGAAAUAGAUAGAGAGGGUCUCCUGGUGACAUCCAUCCCAGUCAAACCAAAGUCCACCAAUGUCGGCAAGAGUCUCGUACUUAACUCCCUGAACGAGGCGGCGCUCUCUGACCGUCUGAAGGUCUUACUAGAAGCUCUGGGAGGGACUGAGGAGUCUCUGAGGCUCCUGCCACCUCAGCUAAAACUCCCAGCAGCCGUCACCUGCUACUGGAUGCAACGAGCGCAGCCUCCUCCAGACCUCAGCCUGCUCGAGGCGCUGCUGCUGGGAAUGAGCAACGGGAACAUGCUGAGAUCCAGAACAGCUUUGCAGAAUAACGGCCAUAAACAGAAGGUGGACAUGCGUGUGGCUUAUGCCUUCAACCAGUGGCAGGCUUGUCUGAGGGACAGCAUCCGUCUGAACCAGCUGCUGCACUUCCCUCUGCCUGAACCAGACGUCGCAGGGUUAUAUCAGGGGACGCUGGUCCACCAGCUGGUCCACAUGAUUAGGACCGGUGGAGACCUGAAGACCUUCCUGAAGAGCGACAGGCGCAGUGUGGAGCUGUACCAAACCAUGCUCUCCAUGGUUCUCCAGUUCCAUGCUCAGCAGCUGUCGGUGCCCUCAAAGAACCAUCAGAAAGUGACGACCGAUCAGCAGCAGAAGCAGAGUCUGAAGGACCUGAGCACCGACCUGCAGCAGCUGUUCCUUGUGCACCAAGAUGAGGAGGCAGAAAAGGAAGCUCAGGCAGCGAUCACAGCACAGGAGGAGCUGCAACUGGAGGAGGAACUUCUGGUGAGAACACGGUACAGAACCAAGGAGAGGAGCAACAGGUGUAAGAAACCAGAACUGGCCCGUAAGGAGGAAUGUCGGGGCAGGGACCUCCUCUGA
This is a messenger RNA of Girardinichthys multiradiatus, 2022 nucleotides long. RefSeq names its product protein asteroid homolog 1-like. Gene Ontology annotation, molecular function: nuclease activity. Bases 1 to 2022 code for a protein of 673 amino acids. The record is from RefSeq and is a predicted model, not a curated record. The transcript has 6 exons. NCBI's taxonomy places the organism in Eukaryota, Metazoa, Chordata, Actinopteri, Cyprinodontiformes, Goodeidae.